AUGGACCUUCAGCAGGAGGAGCAGGAUGUUCUGAUCUCUCAACUCUCCGGUAUUACGGGAAUUUCUCCUGCACAGGCCAGAGAGUUCCUGGUGACGAGCAACUGGGACCUGGAGACCGCGCUUGAGGAGUUCUAUCGCGACCAAGAUGAUAACACGCAAGACGGCCAUGGAUACAACGACGAAUCGGCACAGCCAUCAGGUGGUGGUCGAACACUUGGUGGUGCAGCAACCUCUCCUUCCUUUGAUGCUGCUACGCGCAAUGCCACCAAGAAGAAGUUUGCGACCCUCGGCGAUCUAGGUGCGGGUGAUAAUGGAGCUCAUGAUCACAGCGAUGACGACAGUGAUGAAGGGCAGGAUAUGUUUGCUGGAGGGGAGAAGUCAGGCCUGGCAGUUCAAAACCCGGAUGAUAUCAAACAGAAAAUCAUAGAGAAGGCGAGAAGGUCAGCACCAAGAGCGGCAGAUGUCUUAAAACCGAGAAGCUCGCAUUUCACGGGCGCCGCGCGUACUCUUGGAGGAGACGACACACCAAGCCAAUUUAUCCCCGACCCAAAUGCUAAUCGCCCCCUAAGAGCCCAGCGCGUUAGCCGAAUACUUCACUUCUGGGCAGAUGGGUUCUCAGUAGACGACGGUGACCUCUACAGAUCGGAUGACCCUCGCAAUGCAGAGAUAUUGAAUGGCAUCCGACAAGGACGUGCACCACUCUCGAUAAUGAAUGUGCAGGUGGGACAAUCGGUUGAUGUAGAGAUAAAACAACACGAUGAGAAAUACGUAAAGCCAAAACCCAAGUACAAACCAUUUUCAGGAAGCGGACAGCGACUUGGCAGCCCAACACCUGGUCCUACACAAUCUCCAUCCUCCGCGCCUGCAACUGCACUUCCAGCAGCAGAAGCGGAACAGCAGUCCCCAGGACCUGAAGGGCCUAAGAUAGAUGAGUCGCAGCCGACAGUCACGUUCCAAAUAAGAUUAGGAGAUGGCACGCGGUUAGUCACCCGAUUCAACACUACGAACACCAUUGGAGACGUAUACUCGUUCGUGACCGCUUCAAGUCCCGCCAGCCGGCAACGACCGUGGGUGCUGAUGACGACGUUCCCUAGCAUGGAACUAACUGAUAAGGAAGCGGUCAUAGGAGACCUCAAGGAAUACAAGCGUGGGGGGGUUGUGGUACAGAAAUGGACGUGA
This is a messenger RNA of Paracoccidioides brasiliensis Pb18, 1179 nucleotides long. Its product is annotated as protein phosphatase regulator SHP1. The transcript is spliced from 3 exons. Gene Ontology annotation, cellular component: cytosol; nucleus. The record is from RefSeq and is a predicted model, not a curated record. Gene Ontology annotation, molecular function: ubiquitin binding. Gene Ontology annotation, biological process: Golgi organization; nuclear membrane reassembly; proteasome-mediated ubiquitin-dependent protein catabolic process. Bases 1 to 1179 code for a protein of 392 amino acids.